Molecule: messenger RNA, 2099 nt
Organism: Entelurus aequoreus (snake pipefish)
Lineage: Eukaryota; Metazoa; Chordata; Actinopteri; Syngnathiformes; Syngnathidae
Exons: 2
Coding region: 57-941 (294 amino acids)
Source: RefSeq, a predicted model, not a curated record
GGAGCAGGUGGUAGAGUAUAUUGGGACCUUUACUGUUCCUAAUAUACAUAAACGACAUGUCAUCGGCAUGCGACUGUGAAUUGUUUUUGUUUGCGGAUGACUCUGCCUUGCUGGUAUCCGGCAAGGACAAGUCACAGGUGGAGAAAAUCCUCAGUGCUGAGCUCUGUAGAACUUGCACCUGGCUCGCUGACAACAAGCUAUCCAUACACUUGGGUAAAACAGAAUCCAUCCUGUUUGGGUCCCACAUCAACCUCAAGAAAGUCAAUGACUUCACCAUAAAAGUGGGUGACAUUGUUAUCACCAGGAAAGAUGAGGUCACCUACCUAGGUUCCAUUCUAGAGGCUAACCUUUCCUGUGAUAAAAUGGCAACCAAGGUAAUCAAAAAGGUUAACCAACGAACGAGAUUUCUCUACAGAAUCUCCUCUCUGGUCAGCAAAAGCACCUUGAGGAUUCUGGCGGGAACUCUCGUUCAACCCUUUUUCGAUUACGCAUGCACCUCCUGGUACCCUAGCACCUCCAAAACCCUCAAAUCAAAACUCCAAACAUCUCAGAACAAGCUAGUCAGGUUACUGCUAGACCUCCACCCCAGAUCCCACCUCACUCCUACCCACUUCUCUAAAGUGGGCUGGCUCAAGGUGGAGGACAGAGUUAAACAACUACCACUGAGCCUAGUCUAUAAAAUCCGCUACACCUCCCUGAUACCGAAGUACAUGUCAAACUACUUCCUUAACGUAAAUGACCGCUAUAACCACAACACCAGGGGGAGCUCCACUAACCACGUUAAACCCAGAUUCCGAACUAACAAAGGUCUUAACUCAUUCUCUUUCUAUGCCACAUCAAUGUGGAAUGCGCUCCCAACAGGUAUAAAAGAAAGGGCAUCUCUAUCCUCCUUCAAAACCGCAAUAAAAGUUCACCUCCAGGCAGCUACAACCCUAAACUAACACCCUCCCCGGAUUGCUAACAAUCAAAUGUAAACAAUCAAAUGCAGAUACUUUUUCUUAUGCCUUCUGAUCUCUCUCUCUCUCUCUCUCUCUCUCUCUCUCUCUCUCUCUCUCUCUCUCUCUCUCUCUCUCUCUCUCUCUCUCUCUCUCUCUCUCUCUCUCUAUGUCCACUACUUGAUGUCCAUAUUCUACUCCCCCACCCCCCUCCACACCCCUGAUUGUAAAUAAUGUAAAUAAUUAAUUGUGAUUAUCUUGUGUGAUGACUGUAUUAUGAUGAUAGUAUAUAUGAUAGUAUAUAUCUGUAUCAUGAAUCAAUUUAAGUGGACCCCGACUUAAACAAGUUGAAAAACUUAUUCGAGUGUUACCAUUUGGUGGUCAAUUGUACGGAAUAUGUACUUCACUGUGCAACCUACUAAUAAAAGUCUCAAUCAAUCAAUCAAAAGACAGAGUAAAACAACGUGCACUGAGCCUAGUCUAUAAAAUCCGCUACACCUCCCUAAUACCGAAGUACAUGUCAAACUACUUCCUUAACGUAAAUGACCGCCAUAACCACAACACCAGAGAGAGCUCCAUUAACCACGUUAAACCCAGAUUCCGAUCUAACAAAGGUCUUAACUCAUUCUCGUUCUAUGCCACAUUAAUGUGGAAUGCACUCCCAACAGGUGUAAAAAAAAGGGCAUCUCUAUCCUCCUUCAAAACCGCACUAAAACAACACCUCCAGGCAACUUCAACCCUAAACUAACGCCCUCGCUUCCACAUCAUACCUCUUCGGAUUGCAAAUAAUCAAAUGUAAAUAAUCAAAUGUAGACACUUUUUCUUAUACUUUCUGAUCUCUCUCUGUGUGUCCACUACUUGCUGUACAUAUCCUACCAAGUCAGACAUACACUGUUCCGAUGUCCAUUUCUCUGAUGAUGCAAUUGUUAAUGACUGAAGUGUUGAUACAUCUAACACCCCGCCCCCUCCAUAUCCCACACCCCGGAUUGUAAAUAAUGUAAAUAAUUCAUUGUAUAUACUCUGAUGAUUAUCUUGUGUGAUGGCUGUAUUAUGAAAAUAGUAUAUAUCUGUAUCAUGAAUCAAUUUAAGUGGACCCCGACUUAAACAAGUUGAAAAACGUAUUCGGAUGUUUUUAGUGGUCAAUUGUACGGAAUAUGUACUUCA